GGUAAUCAUUACUACUAACCAACGCCCGCCAAGACAACUACGAACCAUAACACACUACUUCGAAAACAGCGCAAGCAGAAACAAUACUCCAAACUCUGAAACAACCAAUCACCAUCUCCACCGCCACCAAUGUCCAUCGCCACUUGCCUUUUCACUCUUUCUCCAUCCCCAUCCUCAUCCCAAUCAUUCAAUCCUACCACCCCAAAGUUCUCCACCACUUUCCCUCUCCACCUCCACCUCCGCCUGUCCUCCUACACUUCCACCACCCGUCUCCGCCACCGUCAACGCCAAAUUUCCCCGUUCUUAAUCUUCUCCACCCUUCUCGGCAGUGAUGGUGGCGACAUUAACAGCAACAACAACUCAGGUGGUGGCGGUGGAAACAAUGACAAUGGAAAAGGCAAGGGUGGUGAUGAUAAUGCGGGUGAUAAGAACAGGAAAGAGGCGAUGAUUGUACUGACGGAGGCGAGGAGAUCAAUGGAGAGUUUGCCGAAGGACUUGGUGGCGGCGAUCCAAGCUGGGAGGAUUCCUGGGUCGGUUAUAGAGAGGUUCUUGGGGCUUGAAAAGUCGGGGCUUAUGCGGUGGUUGAUGCAGUUUGGUGGGUUUAAAGAAAGGCUUUUGGCUGAUGAUCUUUUCUUAGCUAAAGUUGGCAUCGAGUGUGGUGUUGGGAUCUUCACCAAGACUGCUGCAGAAUAUGAACGUCGCAGAGAAAACUUUUUCAACGAGCUCGAAGUUGUUUUUGCAGAUGUGGUAAUGGCCAUAAUUGCAGAUUUCAUGCUUGUUUAUCUUCCUGCUCCUACCAUCUCUCUGCGGCCUCCUCUUGCAAUCGGCGCUGGAGCUAUUUCCAAGUUCUUCUAUAGCUGCCCUGAUAACGCUUUUCAGGUUGCCCUCCCUGGGACUUCAUAUUCAUUUUUGCAGAGAUUAGGUGCUGUAAUGCGUAAUGGGGCAAAGCUUUUUGCAGUAGGCACCACUUCUUCGCUGGUUGGCACAGCUGUCACAAAUGCCUUAAUUAAUGCAAGAAAGGCUGUUGAAAAGUCUUCAGCAGCUGAAGUUGAAAAUGUUCCCAUACUAGCCACCAGUGUUGGUUAUGGUGUAUAUAUGGCAGUCUCUAGCAACCUCAGGUACCAAAUGCUGGCUGGUGUAAUCGAACAGCGGAUUUUGGAGCCUUUGCUACACCAGCACAAGCUUAUGUUGAGUGCAAUAUGCUUUGCUGUUCGAACAGGCAACACGUACUUGGGUUCGCUAUUGUGGGUGGAUUACGCUCGCUUGGUGGGUAUUCAGAAGGCUCACGAGGAGAACGCUGCAUUGGAGUGAUUUAUGUUGGUUAAAUAUCCCAAGGUUGGAAGGAGGUCUGCUGGUAUCAUAGUUCAGGGAAGGGAAGCUUGGCUCCCACGGUAGGUUUCCUUGAAUACAGGUACAUGUCUUUAUUUGAGAAAGUCGAGAAAGUCUAGGGACUUAUUUAGUAUUUUAGCCAUUUAUUUUCCUUCUAACCUUUCACGAGGUCAAUGUUCAAGCUCCUCGCUUGAUAGCGUGGGCACCUCCAAAUAAAAAUGCUAAACUUCACACUCACUUUAACCACUGUCCUUAUCAUGAGUUGAACGAACAAAACCGCUCCCUAUCUUUACAAUUUCAUAAUAAUAAAAACGA
Messenger RNA from Durio zibethinus, 1644 nucleotides. RefSeq names its product protein RETICULATA-RELATED 4, chloroplastic-like. The record is from RefSeq and is a predicted model, not a curated record. NCBI's taxonomy places the organism in Eukaryota, Viridiplantae, Streptophyta, Magnoliopsida, Malvales, Malvaceae.